This is a messenger RNA of Hydatigera taeniaeformis, 519 nucleotides long. The record is from the annotation of a GenBank genome assembly. NCBI's taxonomy places the organism in Eukaryota, Metazoa, Platyhelminthes, Cestoda, Cyclophyllidea, Taeniidae.
CUCGCAGAUGGUGUGAUUCGCUCCAGUGGGACGUCCAGUCGGAACGGUAGAGGAUUUUCGUUCUCAAUCGCUAAUCCUCGUGUCAGCUUGCGUCAAUCCAGCGAUGUCUUCACAGACGGGCCCAAAUUAGCCUCUACUGCUGCUCGUAGCCCUAUGGAGGUGGAAUUCAUGCGUGAAGCGGAGCUCUUUUUCUCCAACCUUGAGUCAGAAUUUAUGUGGCCCUUUCUGCAGCGACAUUUCUUUCUUUCUCCUCAAAAAGUGCGUUGUGGAUGGGUUUCUGCGGUUCGCUUUAUGGUGCAGCACCUGCCGACGGAUACGUAUCCGGAGGUUCGAGGCUGCCACUUGCCUCGCAUGGUCUCAGGCUUGACGACUACUUUGAGCGAGCGGAUGUGUCAUCUCAGUCUGGUGGAGAUCGCCGAGUUCAUUGAUUUGCUGGUCAUUCUGAUUACUCAAAUCCAAGAGGUGAGCCUAUAUCCUAGGCAAAGGGAUGGCUGUGAACAGCCGCUAGUCAAAUUGUAG